AUGGCUUCACAGCUUAGAGAAAUCUUUCAGCCCAACUCCCCACCAAAUGACCUUGAAAUAGGCAAUCUAGAGUUUAUUCCCACCCUUGGUUCUGCUGUGCAGUCUGGGGAAGACACCUAUAACUCCCCAGUUUCUCAGCUCAAUAUUCCUCCAAAUGACAAUGGCUCCUGGGCAAAGCAGGAGCUCCAAAGCCUGUGGGAGAUGUUUACCUCAUGGUUGCAGCCAGAAAAACAGAGCAAGGAGCAGAUGAUUUCUCAACUGGUCUUGGAGCAGUUUUUCAAAAUUGGCCACUACAAGGACAAGGUUGCCUUGAAAGAAAAGUGGGAAUCAAGUGGCAGAAACAUGGAAAGAUUCAUGGAAGGUCUAACUGAUGACUGCUUGGUGGCUCCUGUCAUGGUCCCUGUCUCCAUGCAGGGGCAGGAAGCCCUCUUUUCUGAGAACAUGCCCUUAAAAGAAGUCAUCAAGUAUUUGAAACAACAGCAGUCAGCAACAAUUCCAACACAAGAGAAUGCAAGGACAUCUUUGCAGAUGCCCCAACACAUGUUAACAGUUUCAUAGACUCUUAUUUCCACAGGAUAUGAAGACAGUGAAAAAGGCUGCAACAAUUUCUGGAAUGCAAGUGAAAUAAACAGUGGUGUGAAUAGUGCAGAACAGGAGAAAGAGCUCCUUAUUAUCCAAGCAGAACAAAACCCUGAGCAUGAAGACGGAGGUUCUUUUUAUGAAAUUCCUCAGGGUGUCAGAAGAGCAAAUGAAGACACCUCCAGCAACGAGGUAGCGUUCUUCCUGAGGGAACAUUCUUCUGAAGAGGUCCCUAUGGAUGUACAAUCAGGAUUUUUCUCCAGGUCAGAAGAGACUGAAGACAAAGAAGAUGAACACAACAUGUUCUGGAAUGCUAGUGACCUAACUCCUGGUGUUAGCAGUCUUGAAAAUGAGAACUCUCCUCUCAUUAUCCCAAUAGAGGAGUGUCUUGAGCCUGAAGAGGAAGGUGUUUCUAAUGGAAUCCAGGACAAUGCUAUAAGAGCAACUCAAGGCACCUCUAGGUCUCUAGAAGAGUCACCCAGGGCAUCUUCUGAAGAUGUCCCAGUGAAGGCACCAGGGCUCUCCAGGCCAGACCUGGCUCCUUCUGAAUCUGUCACUGUUUCCCAAAAUCAUGAAGCAAACUCUGUCUGUGAAGGUCAGCAGGAGACACUCCACCAAGACUUCAAAACACACAAAUGUGAUGAAUGUCCCAAAGCCUACAAAUAUGCCUCUAGUCUUUCAGCUCACCAGAGAAAACACAGGAAGGGGAGGGAAUUUUUCUGUCCCACAUGUCAUAAAGGCUUUUAUAACCGCUCAGACCUGCGAGUUCAUCAGGUCAUCCAUAAUCGAAAGAAGCCUUUUACAUGCAACACGUGCAAAAGAUCCUUCAGCCACAAGACCAACCUGAAGGCUCACGAGAGGAUUCACACAGGGGAGAAGCCCUACACCUGCUCUUCGUGUGACCGUAGCUUCCGCCAGUCAUCCACAUUCCACCGCCACGUGAGGAAUUUCCACAAAUAG
This is a messenger RNA of Meriones unguiculatus (Mongolian gerbil), 1539 nucleotides long. RefSeq names its product zinc finger and SCAN domain containing protein 4C-like. NCBI's taxonomy places the organism in Eukaryota, Metazoa, Chordata, Mammalia, Rodentia, Muridae. Gene Ontology annotation, biological process: regulation of transcription by RNA polymerase II. Gene Ontology annotation, molecular function: DNA-binding transcription factor activity, RNA polymerase II-specific; RNA polymerase II cis-regulatory region sequence-specific DNA binding. The transcript is spliced from 3 exons. The record is from RefSeq and is a predicted model, not a curated record.